CCUGUAGCAGCAUGAAGAAGUGUGUGUGUGUGUGUGUGUGUGUGUGAUCUUAUGGUGCAACCAUGACAAGAACAGCAGUGACUAAACUUCUCAUCCUCGUGAUCCUCGCCUUUAUCAUCUGCCUCCCAGAAUUCUUCAGAUUGUAUGAAGCAUCAAAAGUUAACUUCCUCUGUCUGCCCUACCGACCCUGUGAGCGAGGGAAUCAGGUGAAGACGGGGGGAAAUGGGAAGACUGUGGAUGCUGAAAUUAGGAGAAAGGAUAUGUGUGACCCUUUACAGACUCCAGAACUUGAUAAGUGGGAGAAGACCUGCACACAACAGGGUCAAAGCAACAUGACAAAUCCUGCAUCAGACCCAGAAAGGAAGUGGUUCAUCUGUGAAACAGAUAUGGACAUGGAAGAAUUACACAGAAACAUCUCAUCUUCAGCUUUAAAGGUACAUUUCGAGGUGUCAGUGGAGCUUCAACUCAGAGAUACAGAAACCUCGAAUCUCACCUUGUACGGCUGCAGUGAUCACAGCUCCUUGUACCUCCACCCACCUGAGGAGGACGAGGAAGAGGAGGAGGAGAAGAAGAAGAAGGGUGAUGAAGGACAGGGGAAGGCAUUUUACUGCUGUCUCCCUGUCCCGCCCACCCCAGAAUCAGCCAAUCAAAGCCGAUGUCUCCUUUGGCUCUCCAAUCAAACAGUUUGGACUGCAACAGCAAAGGAAAAGCUGCCAUGGAAACGGACAGCGAAAGAUGAGUGGCGGUGUGUGUUCAGGGUGCUCUGGCUGGCUCUGCUGUGUGUGGUGCUGCUGACUAUUGUCACAGCUGUGUUCAGAGAAAUCUACAGGGGGAGAUGCAAAAAGCCCAAGGUGCAGCCUGUUGGUUACAGAUUCACUGGUCAGCUGUUAAACGAUGGUGAGAAGCAGAACGCAGAAAUCACUCACAGAGGGAGCCUUCACUCCAAUGGGUCCCGGUUUUGGUCAGCUCUGUCUCCCAUUCAAGAAGUUGACAGUCAAGAUGACAUAGAAACUCUGAUGGAUGGAAAUGUCGACCACUGUUAUACAGCAAAUCUGCAUCAUCGCAUCCCUCCACCUCCUCCCUCAUAGAGGAGCAGGCCUGGUGACAGAGGAGCAGCCAGAGGAGCACAGAAAUGGACUUAAAGUGCACUGGAGGAAAUUAAAAAUGACUGCUUCAAUUACCAGCUGCCUUUAAGGGGAAAAUAAAAACAUCUGAGGCACAUGAA
Messenger RNA from Dicentrarchus labrax (European seabass), 1225 nucleotides. RefSeq lists its product as uncharacterized. The record is from RefSeq and is a predicted model, not a curated record. The coding region runs from base 63 to 1088 and encodes 341 amino acids. The transcript is spliced from 10 exons. NCBI's taxonomy places the organism in Eukaryota, Metazoa, Chordata, Actinopteri, Moronidae.